CAUCAUUGUUAUUUUCAGUGGAGCUGCAGCUUAGAGGUGGAUAAAGUUCGUCUCCACGUUGGAAGUGAUUGAAAGUAUUUGUCGUUUUCAGGCUCCGAUUUGACUUUUUCCAAUAAGACGGUGAAAGUGAGAAGCGGAGAAGAAGCAGCGGCUCGGAGGCGACGGAAGCCUGUUUGUCCAUGACCGUCCGGUUCUGAGCAGGGGGCGAAAGUUUUCUCGGGACGCAAAGUUGUCAAGUGAGUUGAACUUCAACAAUAGACGGCCUCUGUCUCCGGAGAGUGGACAGGUUGUGUCUGAACGAAUGUAAACAGUAAAAAUUGGGACUAUUUACGGAACAAAAACCUUCACAGCGAUUCCAACUUAUGUCUGGGAAAAUGGAAGCAACUUUUUAUGAUGAAAACGCCUCCAACCCUCAGCAUGACGGAACGGGAGUGUUCGGCUUCAACCCGAAAACCCUCAAGCAGAGCAUGACUCUGAACCUGAACGAUCCGAAAAACUUCAGGCCCCAGCUGGGCGCGAAGGCCCUGGACAUCCUGACGUCCCCUGACGUGGGGCUGCUGAAGCUGGCCUCGCCGGAGCUGGAGAGGCUGAUCAUCCAGUCCUGUAACGGGCUCACGACCCCCACCCCCACCCAGUUCGUCUGUCCCAAGAAUAUCACGGAUGAGCAGGAGGGCUUUGCCGAAGGGUUUGUGAGGGCUUUGGCUGAGCUCCACUACCAGCAGAUCCCCGCCGCCCACCCCGACGCACAGACCGGUGCGUCAGGCGCGGCUGCGUGCGAGAGCGGCGGGAUUCCCUACAGCUGCACGGUGCGCACGGAACCACCGGAAUACACCAACCUCGCCGCUUUCAGCCGAACGGUGGGCUCCGUUUCCGCACCUGUCGGGGAGAGGAACCCGCCUACAGGUUAUCCAGCUGCCCCGCAGCCGCCCCACAACCUCACGGACCCCCAGCUGGGGACAGCGCAGCACCCGCGGCUGCAGGCGCUCAAGGAAGAGCCGCAGACGGUCCCCGAGAUGGCCGGCGACACUCCGCCGCUCUCCCCGAUAGACAUGGAGACGCAGGAGCGCAUCAAGGCGGAGCGGAAGCGCAUGAGAAACAGAGUGGCCGCGUCUAAAUGCCGGAAAAGGAAGCUGGAGAGGAUCUCCCGGCUAGAGGAGAGGGUCAAGAACCUGAAGACCCAAAACACGGAGCUGGUGUCCUCCGCUAACGUCCUCCGGGACGAGCUGGCUCUGCUCAAGCAGAAGGUCAUGGACCACGUCAACAGCGGCUGUCAGCUGAUCCUGACGCAGCAGCUCCAGGCCUACUAGACCACCGCGGCUACAGAAGGGACCAAAUGCAACUUCAGGUGGCUGCUGGAGACUUUUUAGGAACAUCACAGCCACCCCACUAACCCAGACUCUCUGAUGGCGUUUGGCUUGUAAAUGUGAUUUAUUACAGAUCAGAAGCCAUAAGAAUUGUUGUCCAGGCGCACAGACGAACUCUGCUCUACUAGUCUUCCUGUUCUGUUAUUUGCACACAACAGACUUGUUUCCAGUCGGAUCACAGCACGGGGACACCCGAUCUCCGGACUUCCGUUUGGAGCCGAUUCUGGUCACAUAAAUGUAUAAAACACUACCAGCUUUCACUCCCACGGCUGCGUGUAGCGGGUUACUGACGGCUGCCUUACUUUCAUAAACUUCUACUCAUACUAUAGUAUCAUUGUUAGACCUGAAAUAACACUUUGUAAUAUUUUGUACGCUACGUUUUGAGCACUUAACUGUAAAUAAGGCAAAAAAUAAAAACAUACUUAAAAUGAAAA
Molecule: messenger RNA, 1798 nt
Organism: Nothobranchius furzeri (turquoise killifish)
Lineage: Eukaryota; Metazoa; Chordata; Actinopteri; Cyprinodontiformes; Nothobranchiidae
Product: transcription factor Jun
Biological process (GO): regulation of cell population proliferation; regulation of cell cycle; regulation of transcription by RNA polymerase II
Cellular component (GO): transcription regulator complex
Molecular function (GO): DNA-binding transcription factor activity, RNA polymerase II-specific; RNA polymerase II cis-regulatory region sequence-specific DNA binding; transcription factor binding
Source: RefSeq, a predicted model, not a curated record